UGAUAAUUCUAUAGAAAAGGUGAGAGUAUGAGUUUAAGUCAUUUAGGUUCGGAUGUGUGGAAGAUACUGGGAAUAAGAUAAGAAGCUGGUCAAAAUAGUAAAGCAGAAUACAUAGCGUGGAAGGAGUUAGUAUGGUUAUUGUUAAUGAAAAGUAUAAGCAUUUAUCAGUUAUUCUGCAGGUGGAUUCUCCCAGGCAUAAACUGUUGCUAGAAAAGAGGGAAGAUCAGAUGAGGAUGCUGGGGCUAAACUGGUCUGUUACUUACAAGAUUAGUUUUUGUGAUAAUUUGCAAAAUGUGUUUAGGUGCCUCUUUUAAUACUAGUGACAUAACCAGUGUUUAAACAUGGAUUAAAAAAUAGUGUGUGUACUUUUAUGUAUGUAAGUUAUACUUAGAGUAGACGCCCUCUUAACCGACUGACCCUACACCUUUUUGGAUGAUACUAUUUUUAGAUUAGAGGUCAUACAAGUUUCAUAAUUUGUCUUGUGAGUGAUAUUGUUAAUUACAUAUGUAUAUACACAUCGACAUUCGUUUCACUUUAUAUUUUGACUUAAUUUGUUUAAAAAUGAAUCGUGACCCAUGGGAAAAGUUAUAGCGGAUGGACUAUAUGUAGGGGAAGGACGUGUACCUCUGGACGUUUGUACCUUUGGACAACUUAAGUAUUUCGAAAACUACAAACAGUAUGAAUAUACAAAGCGUCAGCUAUAAUAUUUUAUGUAGAGUUGGCAACAGUGUUUGAAAAACGUGUUUGUUACUGUGUGUUUAGAGCUCCGAGCUGGUGUUGAAAAUUUUUAUUGAUAAAAUGCCACGCAGUAAAAUUGGUAGAAAGCGGGAACAUGUACCACAAGAGUCAUUGAAGGAGGCAUUGCAUGAAGUUUUGACGAAUAAUGCAUCUAUUCGUAGCGUGGCGAAGAAAUGGCAUAUAAGUAAAUCUACGUUACACAAUUAUAUGAAAAAGCAGCAUAAUUUGGUAACCAGUAUUAAUGAUAUCAUAGUUUCGCCACCAAACUACUGUUUUCAUAAAGUAUUUAGUGUUGCAGAGGAGAAGCAACUGUUUAAUUAUCUAGAAAAAGCUGCCUAUCUUCAUUUGGGACUUACUAAAAUCCGAACUAGAAAAUUGGCAUUUAAUUAUGCCACAGUGUUAGGUAAAAAAAUACCAGACUCGUGGCAAGACAAGCAAAUUGCAGGCCGAGAAUGGCUAGUUUAAUACAGAAAGAGAUGGCCGGCGUUAUCUCUAAGGAAACCAGAGGCAACAAGUUUAGCUAGAGCCACUAGUUUUAAUAAAAACAACGUUGAGCAAUUUUUUAAUAAUUACACUAAUGUUAUGAAGAUGUAUCAAUUUGGUCCUGAACGUAUAUAUAAUUUGGAUGAAACUUCAAAUUUUACAGUACAUAAACCAUCUAAAAUAUUCUAAUAUAUUACAGUACAUAAACCAUCUUUAUAAAAAGAGGAAUAAAUAAUAUUACAAUGAUAGGUUGCGUAAAUGCAGCGGGUCAAACUAUCCCACCAUUAUUUAUAUUUCCUCGUGUGCACUAUAAAGAUCACAUGACAAAUGGAGGUCCACCCGGAUGCAUUGGGGCAGCAAAUCCUUCAGGAUGGUCAUCAGCAAAGAUUUUUCUGCAAUUUUUGGAACACAUAAUAUCUUACACUAAACCUACCCAGGGAAAGCCGAUACUGAUUGUCAUGGAUAAUCAUGAUACGCAUAUUUCAAUAGACGUAAUUGAUAAAGCCAAAAAUUCCGGUGUAGUUUUAUUAACAAUUCAUCCACAUACAUCGCACAAAAUGCAGCCCUUGGACCCAGUGGUUUUUGGUCCAUACAAAACUUUUUACCACAAAACUGCAGAAGACUGGAUGUUAAGUAAUCCUGGUAAACCAAUAAGUAUUUAUGACGUUGCAGGCAUUGCAGGAAAAGCUUAUCUACAAGCAUUCACACCAAAAAAUAUUGUAAAAAGUUUUGAGGGUACAGGUUUGUGGCCAGUUAACACCAAUAUUUUUAUAGAAUCAACACUGGCUGAUAAAUCUACAUCAUCUACCGCUCCUUGUGACCAAACUUCCAAUUGUUUGACUUUAAUCCCAGCUGAACAUUUAUCUACCCCGUCUACUUCCGUUUCUAAUCCUGUUCCGUCCACUUCUUUUCAAGUUGAUUAUCCAACUUCAGGGUCUUUAGCUGCACCACAGAGUGAAUAUACAUCACCUGUAACCGAUCUGCCUCUCAAUAUCUCUAUAGAGUAUAUAGCGCCGUUUCCAAAAGCGCCAGCUAGAAAAGAUUUACAAGGCAGAGGAAUGCGUAAGAAAGGAAAAACUAGAAUUUUAACCAGUACACCAGAGAAUCUUGCUAUUAUGUCAGAGCUGCUAAACAGAAAAAAAAAGUCAACGCCAAGAGAAAAGGAACCUAAGGAAAAGGUAAAAAAGAAGCUAUAUAAACUUCCUUCUAGUUCUUCAUCUGAUAGUGAAGAUGACGAUCAAAUACCUUUCUGUGACACGUCUGAUGAAAUGGAUUGUGAUAAUAUGGUUGAAGAACAUGAUUUUCCUGAGUUCCCAUCAGAAAUAGAUCUUGACAUAGUAGUAGGAGACUUUAUUUUGGUUAAGCUCUGUUCUAAAAAGUUAGUUAAACAUUACGUAGCUAAAGUGCUGGAAACGAUUGAUAAUAAUACUAGUUAUAUUGUAAAAUUUUAUGCGAAGACUCAACAAAACUUUCAUUUCAUAGAAGGAAAAGAAGAACCAUAUGCAGUCGAUUUUCAAGACAUAGUGCUUAAAUUACCACUGCCUCAAAGCGUGGAAGAAUCAAAAAGGUUUAUUUCUCAUAUUAAAUUCAAUGUAACUUUUGACAAUUAUAAUAUGUUUUAAUAUACUCAUUGAAAAAUCUUUUAUUAGUAUUGUUAUUAGUAAUAAACAAUAUUUUAGUUGACUAUCCAUUUUUAUGAUGAUUAAAAAAUAUAUAACACAUAUUUGUAAUUAAUUUUUUAUACAUCCAAAGGUACAACCUCUGUCCAAAGGUACAUACAAACCAGUCCAAAGGUAGACGUAGGUGCUGUCCCUUUGGACAAUAUGACAGUAUUUUAACAAAUGCAUGUUGAUUUUAAAAUGGUGCAACUUAUAGAUUAUACAAAAUUCACAAUAAUUCAAAACAGUCUGAUAAAUAGGUUGCACUAGAAGAUUUUUUUCUUAGCAGUAUAAUUUCUCUAAUAAAAAAAUCCAAAAGCAAUAUUUUGUGAAAUGUCCAGAGGUACACGUUCUUACCCUACAUACUACUUUUUUGUUUAUAGAUCAUAAAAUAUAUAUAUUUUUAAUAGAGUUACAUAUGUAAUGUCUUUCUGAGGGUGGUUUUAAAGAUUUUCGGUUUAACCAACUUUUUGAUUAUCCGACCUAUGGGCAGCUCCCGUCAUGGUCGGUUAAGAGAGCGUCUACUGUAUAUAUGAUUUCAACUAUUUCAAGGAAAUAAAUAGAUUCAAAACAAA
This is a messenger RNA of Diabrotica virgifera virgifera (western corn rootworm), 3454 nucleotides long. RefSeq lists its product as uncharacterized. The record is from RefSeq and is a predicted model, not a curated record. Lineage: Eukaryota; Metazoa; Arthropoda; Insecta; Coleoptera; Chrysomelidae. The coding region runs from base 1464 to 2843 and encodes 459 amino acids. Gene Ontology annotation, cellular component: nucleus. The transcript is spliced from 2 exons. Gene Ontology annotation, molecular function: DNA binding.